This is a messenger RNA of Asterias rubens (European starfish), 3328 nucleotides long. Its product is annotated as ferredoxin-fold anticodon-binding domain-containing protein 1 homolog. Lineage: Eukaryota; Metazoa; Echinodermata; Asteroidea; Forcipulatida; Asteriidae. Gene Ontology annotation, molecular function: rRNA (uridine-N3-)-methyltransferase activity. The transcript has 5 exons. The record is from RefSeq and is a predicted model, not a curated record. Gene Ontology annotation, cellular component: cytoplasm. Bases 10 to 1878 code for a protein of 622 amino acids. Gene Ontology annotation, biological process: rRNA base methylation.
AAAGUAAAGAUGGACGGAUUGUGCGCCUCCUGUUCUUCGCUCCUUCUUCUUGGUGAGGGAAAUUUCUCUUUUGCAAGAUCUUUGAGUCAGAAACUCUCAGAUGAAAGUCGGAAUGUCAACAUAACUGCAACAUCGUUUGAGAUCGAGGAAGCUGUUGUAAAGAGGAAUAAUGGCAGGCAGAACAUAGAUGCUCUGAAACAAAAUGGUGUGACUUGUUUGUUUGGUGUCGAUGCAACGAAACUUCACAACAAUACAUUAUUGGAGGGAAAAGAGUUCCAAGGGAUCAUCUUCAACUUUCCUCACAUUCCUGGAAAGGCAAACAUUGCUAAGAACAGGGAUCUACUCAGAAGUUUCUUCAAAAGCGGUGCACAGAAGUUGAGUCCAGCUGGUGAGAUUCUGUUGACUCUUUGCAACGGCCAGGGAGGCACCCCAGCAGACGACCCUCAAAGAGAACCGCAGAAUUCAUGGCAGAUUGUUGCCAUGGCGACUUAUGGUGACCUCAUCUUGACCCAGACUGUUCCAUUCAGAGCAGGGGAGUACCAGGAGUAUGAUUCUACAGGCUACAAAGGUCAAGACAAGGGCUUUCUAACUGAAGGAGCUAUCACUCAUGUAUUUGAGAAAAGUCCAUCGCUUCAAGAUCGUCUCCUUUUGACUGAGACAUUGUCAACAAUCGUAGAUGGACAAACCGUUGACUUCCAGUGCCCAGGAGACUUAAAGAUAUUCAUGACAAGAAAUCUCCUCUCUGACUUGAACCAUCCUCUUAACCUCCUGAAGACCAGGAUAACCUCAACCAUUCAGAUGACAUUCCCUCAAACAAAGACUCUUCAAGAAGAUGAAUAUGCCAAGGUUUGUCAUGGCAACCAGAACAACUGUCCUGGAGUCUACACUUUACAUAAAUCAUUGAAUAUUCAUGAAGCUACCAUUCUGAGACCACACCUCCUUUGUGAUUUAGACACCUUGAUUGACAGUUAUGCAAAUGAGGGAUGUGUCGUUGCUGGAAAACAAUUUCACAGAUGUGUCUUAUCUUCUACAACGUUUCCCAUCACGCACCAGUUACUACUCACUGUACCACGGGACGCAAAUGAUGCAUCUUGGGAAAAGACGGUUUCUAAACUUUUAGAGGGUACGGGUCUUCAUGGCAACAGAUCAAAAUUGAGCUUUUCGCGAGUAGAUGUAAAGAAUGGAUCUUUAGUUGGUAAUGCAUCAGCGGAUUCAAGAAAUUCACUGAAGCGAAACCACAGUGAGAGCGAACAUUCUUGCAAGAUGCCAAGUGAAGUAACUGAAGAAACGAGUCACCUUGAUCAAUGUGUUGUUUGCUUGCAAGGAAGAGUCAGCAAUAUGAGUAUCAUAAAGCUCACAGACAGCUGUGGAAACCAGACUACUGUAGGUGUGUGCGGCAAAGGGGCUUCAAACAAUGACAUCAUGCUUCUAUUUUUAGACCAUCUCAUUAUGCAUCUCUUGCAUAUUGAUGACAUUCGGUUGCUGUGGUCAACCGACAUGCGCUUGUGGGAGGAGUUUAAAAGAACACACCCCCUGAAAGAAAUUGACAACCCUACUGGGAUGUUUGAUAGUGUACCAUUCCAGCCUAGGAGUAGACACCCUCCAUUAUACAUUAGGGAUGUGAGUUUCUGGUGUCCAACAGAGGGUGAGUUUGAUGAGCUUAAAUUCAUGUCAGUACUCCGUCAGGCGAGCGGUUUUUUAAUCCAUCGAGUCACAUUGAGAGGUGUUUAUCGGGAUGAGGUCAAAGGUGAUCUGAGUAGGUGUUAUCGGAUUGAGUAUCUCUCAUGCGAUCAGGCUUUGAGUAAAGAGAAACUCGCUACUAUUCACCCACAAGUUCUAGAACUCAUUCGGUUGGAGUUGGGACUGAAUGCCCGAUAAGAAUACACUAAAUUUAAAGGUAUGAGCAAGUUCAGGUGGCAACUAGACCGAUUAGACUAAAGCACAGGUAGAUUGACUAUAUGGAACCAUUUACUGGAGCAUGGUCAAAGGUCAAUUCGAGAGCUACCUCAUAGUUUCAAUCCAGUCUCUCACCUGAAUAAACAGGAUUGGUGUGGAUAAAAAACAUUGUAUAUUUUUAGACUGAAAGCUUACUGAUUAUGAAGUACAUACUACAACUCUUUUUUACUGUGAAAUAUUCCCCGGUGAAAUGAAGUCAUAUUCCUGAAAAUUGUUACGGAAAAUCUUUAGAAAUGCAACAGCUGAUUUCGGUUGUUGCAACCAAACUUGGGUAUGGUUUUUCACUAUAUUCUUUGAGUUAGUGUCCACUGCCUUUAAUGAGUUUCUGAAAAUAGAGUUUGCACAACUGGUACUUUACAGAAACAGCGUGGAAAAAAGCUGCUACUCUUCAACAUGUUUUGUAGUUUUUAUAUGUGAUUAAUUUAAUACAGUGUAAAAACAUUUUUACAAUAGAUUACAAUGUUUAUGUAUAGUAACAGUUAUUCAAAAUUGACAAAAAAUACAUUAAUUAAUAUAAAUUGAUACAAUAAAAAUGAUCUAUACUACUGUGCUACAAUGUUUUUGGGUGAGAUGUACUCACAAUGCCACUUUGAACAAUUUGUAAAAUUAGACAUAAGGGCCACGGCAAGAUUUUCUUGAUAUUAAUUUUUAAACUUUUCAACAAAGUGUAUAGUACUAAAUACAUAAAUCAUGACUAUCCACAAUUACAAAUGGCCCUUAGAAGCCCAAAAAAAGAUGUUUGAUGCGUGAAAAUAUAAAAAAACUUGCAUUUGUGCAUUUGCCAGUGACAAAAAUUGCAUGCAAUCUAAAAACAUGAAGGCACAUGUUAAAUUUUAUAGAGCUGGUGAAAUGAAAAACAAGUUAUCUGGGAGUGAUUUUAGAUUUUGGUCAAACACCAAUACUGAUACAAUGAAAAGGGGAGUUAUGCCUUGGAUAAAACUCUUAAUGAUUUUGUUUUAAUGUUGAUUCACCGUUGUUUCGAAAUUCUCCACUUUUAUAGAAUAUCUUGGAAUGUUUUUUGUACAACAUACUGUGGAUGCAUUGAGAAAGUUUACAUAAAAUGUACACACAUAGAUACAUUAUUUAUCAUAAUCAAUGUAAUAACCUCAUGGAGGUUGGACAUUCAACAACUGAUCCCAAACAAUAAUAUUUUAGAAAUUAAUAAACAAAAUCUCAAAUAAAUUUGAAUCUUUGAAGAUCACCUUUGUUUCAUUUUGGGUUUCGGUUGGAGGGGUGGUGGUCAGCGGUACCAAAGGCCCCCAUGGUUUGAAGCAUUACGCUUUAAAAUUCCAUUAACAAAAUUAUUCUACUGUCACAAAUUAAGGCACACACACAUUUUUUGACAAUAAUAAAAACUAUUCUAAAAUAGACA